GCCCAGGUAGGGACCAUGUCCCCCGCCAUUGCGCUGGCCUUCCUGCCACUGGUGGUGACAUUGCUGGUGAGGUACCGGCACUACUUCCGACUACUGGUACGCACGGUCUUACUCCGGAGCCUCCGAGACUGCCUGUCAGGGAUGCGGAUUGAGGAGCGGGCCUUCAGCUAUGUGCUCACCCACGCCCUGCCUGGGGACCCUGGUCAUAUCCUCGCCACCCUGGACCACUGGAGCAGCCACUGCGAGUACCUGAGCCACAUGGGGCCUGUCAAAGGUCAGAUCCUGAUGCGGCUGGUGGAGGAGAAAGCCCCUGCUUGUGCACUGGAGCUGGGCACCUACUGUGGGUACUCCACACUGCUUAUUGCCCGUGCCCUGCCCCCUGGGGGUCGCCUUCUCACUGUGGAGCGGGAUCCACGCACAGCAGCAGUGGCUGAAAAACUCAUCCGCCUGGCUGGCUUCGACGAGCGCACGGUGGAGCUCAUCGUGGGUAGAUCAGAGGAGGUGAUCCCGCGCCUAAGAACCCAGUACCAGAUGAAUCGGGCUGACCUGGUGCUCCUGGCACACAGGCCCCGAUGUUACUUGCGGGACCUGCAACUGCUGGAGGCCCAUGCCCUGCUGCCAGCUGGUGCCACAGUGUUAGCUGACCACGUGCUCUUCCCUGGUGCACCCCGCUUCCUGCAGUACGCCAAGAGCUGUGGCCGCUACCGCUGCCGCCUCCACCACACUGGCCUUCCUGACUUCCCUGCCAUCAAGGACGGCAUAGCCCAGCUCACCUACACAGGGCCUGGCUGAGGUCCAGGCCCAGGGGUACUUACUGCUGCCUCCCCCCACCCCCCAACCAAGCAAGGACCUCAGAAUAUCCCCUCCCCUCCCUGCUUGUGG
Messenger RNA from Mesoplodon densirostris (Blainville's beaked whale), 882 nucleotides. It is a transcript of the gene TOMT, whose product is annotated as transmembrane O-methyltransferase. Gene Ontology annotation, molecular function: catechol O-methyltransferase activity. The transcript is spliced from 3 exons. Lineage: Eukaryota; Metazoa; Chordata; Mammalia; Artiodactyla; Ziphiidae. The record is from RefSeq and is a predicted model, not a curated record. Gene Ontology annotation, biological process: developmental process; catecholamine catabolic process; dopamine metabolic process. The coding region runs from base 16 to 792 and encodes 258 amino acids.